AUGGGUCGCAGGCGGGAGAGGAAAGCGAAAGGCGCUUUAGGAGGCGGUGCGCGGCGAGUGAAGCUCGAUCUAUGGGGAUCCGAGCCGGCCGAAGAUGCACAGGCGGAAGCGAAUCCAUCAGCCGGGGAAGAGCACUUGUCAGGCGAAGCUUUUCAGAAGGGGGAUGGCGACCAGGCACCCUCAGGAUUGCCGGCAACUUCUGUGCUGACGUCAUCGUCGGCAGCAGCAUCAGCUGCUACUGCUGCUACCGCUGACGCACCCUUGCCUUAUGUAGAAGGCACCAAGGCACCGGACCCUCUCUCGCUUCUAGGAGCGUAUAGCGAUGAGGAGGAGGAGGAGGAAGAGGAGGAGGAAGGGGAGGGGGGAGAGGCGGAGACCGGGGAGAGGGAUGUUGGCAAAGCGGAGGAGGGGGAUGCGGUUGAGAUGGAUGAUGAGAUGCUGGCGUUCAUGUCUGAGUUAAAGGAGAGCGGCCUGUUGGACGAGCAAGGCGGGAUCGCACGGGACGAGACGGAGCGUGACAGAGAAGAGGAGGGUGCUGAGGGGAGUGCGGGAGAGGAGGAGAGGGCAGAGGGGGAUGUGCCGAAAGGGGAGGCUGGGAGUGAAAAGGACGUGGGGAGCAGGGAGGGGGAAAAUAGUAAAGAGGAGAAGACGAUAGAUGGUGAAGGGAGGUUGGAAGAGGAGGGAGAGGGAGGGCGAGGUGGGAGUGGGGGGGCAGCAGAGGCAGAGAGCAAAGCUGAACGGCAGAGUGAUGCUUGUGAAAGCCAUGAGAAGCAAGAAGGGAAGGACAAGGGCGGGGAGGCGCAGGGGGGAGAGGGAGAGGAAAGGACAGGGGAGGCAGGGAAGGAGGGAGUGGUUGGUGUGCAUUCCCAUGGUGGUGCUACUCCGAGUGUGUGGCAGGCUGUGCUGGAGCCCGAGAGUGGCGAGUACUACUACUGGAACACCGUCACUGGGGAAACCUCCUGGUCAGCUCCAGCAGAAGUUGGGCAAAUGGAGGGUGCUGGGGUUGCGGUGGGCACGCUAGAAGGUGGCGAGGGAGUGGGAGAGAAGGGGGGAAUGAUUGAGGGAGACGAGGAAGUGGGGCGGUGUGAGAGCGAGAGGAGGGAGAGAGGGGAGGAGAGUGGGGAGGAGAGAGAGGAGGAGAAAGGGGAGGAGAGAGGGCAGGAGAGUGGGGAGGAGGGUGGUGAACAGAGACAGGGGGAAGCAGAUGAGGUGAUGGGAAGUGCAGGGGAAGGAGAUGGGGUUGAGCGCAGGGAGAGGGAAGGGGAGCGGGUGAAGCAAGAGGACAGGGCUAUGCAAGAGGAAGGGGAGAGGCAGGAGUGUGUGGAAGAGCAUGCGGGGAUGGAGGAGGAGGGCAGUGACGGUUUGCAUGCAGGUGAGGGCGUGGAUGCUGCUGUUCCUCUCUCUGGUCCUGAGGGCUCAAGGGAGCAAUCAGAGGGACAAAUAGCUGAGCGCCACCUGGCAGGAGGUGCUGCUGACAUGGCGAGUGCAGGUGCCAUGGACGCAAUGCUGCAGUCCUUGCAGGAGCAGGUCGAAUCAGCAGAGGCUGAGCUGGCAGCAACAGCUGCUGACGUGGCGGAUAAGACAGGUGACGCGGUAUCCAGGCUGGAGUCCUUGCAACAGCAGCUGACGGCUGUCGAAUGCAGGCUUCCUGCUUCUCCCACCACCUCUAACACUUCACCCUCUCUCCCUUCCUUCCCACUGUCCCCGUCACUGUCCGCCUCCCUCACCGCCCUCUCCGCCUCUCUCACUCGCCUGCAGCUACAGGCCUCCAUCCGCCUGUCAGACCUCACUUCCCUCUCGGACCGGUUUGCACAGGCGUCUGCAGCAGCAGCUGUAGCAACUGCUGUAGCGCCCCCCACCACUGCAGCAGCUGCCCCUACAGCCUCUGCAACUGUGGCACCCCUUUUUGCUCCAGCUGUAGCGCCGUUAUCCUCUGCUGGGUUUUCAGAACCUCUCGCGCUACAGCCGUGGCACGAGCUGCAGCAGCGGCUGCUACAGGUGCAGGUACAGCAGGGGUUGCAGGCGGGGCUGCUGGUGGUUGUGGGGCACUGCUUGGAGCAGGUGGGGCGAGUGGAGCCAGAGAGUGAGGAGGUGCAGGGGAGAGUGGAGAGAGUGAGGGAGCAGUGGGAGGAGGAGAAGCAACGGUGGGAAGAGGAGCGACGGCAAGACGAUGAGGAGAAGCAACGGCUGGAGGAAGAGGAGGAAAGACAAGGGCGGGAGGGUAUGGAGCAGUACUCAGCAUCAGAGAGUGGGGAGAUUUCUCCAGAGGGAGAGGAGGAAGGAGAGGAGGAAGUGGAGGGAAGAGCAGGAAAACAGGCGGUGAAGCAAAGCAGUGGUGGUGGGUUGGGUGGUGGUGGUGACGAGGAUAUGGAUGUGGAGAUGGACUUGGAUGGGGUCGAGGGAUCAGCAGCAGGAGUAAAGGCAGCAGAAAGGGUAGGCCAUGGUGGUGAGGCAGGACCAGCAGCAGCAGCAGCAGCAUCAGGUGGUGUUGCUGAUGGUAGUGCAUCGAGAGAGGAGCGGGAGGCAUCAGGCACUGGAGGAGACGAGGGGGACCGACACACAGAGUGGAAGCAGCAGCAGCUGCAGACAGGCGAGGCAGAGGAGAACGCCAACUUCCAACCACUCGCAGUCGAUUGGAGAGAGCGAGUGAAGCGCGCGAGAGGGGCGAAUCAGGCUGAGGCUGACUCGCCCCUUUUUAACGGUGCUGGUGGGGCGAGCCCUGCUACCGCCACAGCUGCUGCUGCAGCCGGUGGUGCAGCUGGGGUUGAUGAACAGUCAAGACAGCAGGAUGGGGGACCGGCAGCAGCUGUAGCAGUGGGUGUUGGAGCGGAGAAGAAGCGCAAGGGGACGGAUUUGAAGGCUCUUUCUGCUGGGCUGCCGGCUGGAUGGCAGGCGUUUUUGGAUCCCCAAUCAAGCGAGGUGUAUUAUGGCAAUCUUUCAACCAACGAGACAUCUUGGGACAGACCAGUCUAG
Messenger RNA from Closterium sp. Yama58-4, 2973 nucleotides. NCBI's taxonomy places the organism in Eukaryota, Viridiplantae, Streptophyta, Zygnematophyceae, Desmidiales, Closteriaceae. The record is from the annotation of a GenBank genome assembly.